Molecule: messenger RNA, 1281 nt
Organism: Acipenser ruthenus (sterlet)
Lineage: Eukaryota; Metazoa; Chordata; Actinopteri; Acipenseriformes; Acipenseridae
Product: coiled-coil-helix-coiled-coil-helix domain-containing protein 10, mitochondrial
Exons: 4
Coding region: 401-832 (143 amino acids)
Biological process (GO): mitochondrion organization
Cellular component (GO): mitochondrion; nucleus
Source: RefSeq, a predicted model, not a curated record
UCCAGGUGGUGGUAAAGUUCUUUUGCUAAUAUUAUCUGGAAACUUCUCGAAAUCAUUUCAACCGGCAUUGGAAGAAAUCGAGUCGUUUUACAUUUUAACGUCGCCACAAAGUCCCAGUCUGUAUUAUUGAAUCUGCUUCAGACGAUAUACAAAACUGAAAAAAAAAAUAUUUAAAUAAAAUAGAACCAUCGAGAAAGUGGAAUAAGGUUCAUGUAACAUGCAAAAAGAUUUUUUUUACGCGCCUGCGCGAAGAAGGUUAGUUACUAGACAAGGUCGUUCACGUGUGACUUUAGUUUGAACCGUUUAGUGUACAGAGAGACGGACAGCGUACAAUAUUCAUACUUAUUAAUAUUAUAAACAAAACAAAACAAAAAAAGCUCUCAGAUAUUUGAAUAUCAAGAUGCACAGAGGAAGCCGUAGUAGACCAUCUCCAGCUGCAAGCCACCCGGCUCCGUCUCACGCUGGCCCCCCUGCACGUGCUCCCCCCUCGGCGGUGGCUCCAGCGCCUCCUCAGCCACAGCAGCCCGGGCUCAUGGCACAAAUGGCCACGACAGCGGCGGGUGUGGCAGUGGGGUCAGCUGUGGGGCACGUCGUGGGCAGUGCACUCACUGGGGCAUUCAGCGGAGGCAGCAGCAGCGAGCCUGCAAAACCAGCCAGCACGCCCCAGGAGCCAGCUAGACAGCCUGCCUACCAGCAGCCGGGCCCCUGUCACUUCGAGGUGAAACAGUUCUUAGACUGCGCCACCAACCAGUAUGACCUGCACCUGUGUGAGGGGUUCAGCGAGGCGCUCAAACAGUGCAAGCUCUCUCAUGGUGUGUCAUCGCUGGUUUAAUGUGAAGUGCUUUAGAAGCUGCUUCAGGAGAAAUGAAGGAAACACAUAUCACAAGAAACUGACAACUAGAAAACUGGACCGGAAUGUCGCCAUAGAGGAGGAAAAAAAUGCAUUAUUUAAAUACCAAAUACUGUAAUCAUAGUCUUUAAAUCAAUGUCUUUUUGUUCAGACACAGUGCUUUUUGUGGGAUUUGUAUAAACAGGUUGUAAAUGAAAGAGAUUUUUAUCCAAUGAGGUCUGCAGAUACAUUGUGUUGUUACCUUUUCUUUUGCAUCUAACUAUUUCUUAGAUGUAUACCAUAGCUAUGUUUUCUAAAUCUAGGUAUUUUUACUUAACUAUUUAAAGGCAUACAUUUACAUUUACCAAAAUAAGAACAUCUUCUGUAGUAGCUAUUUAAAUCGACAGAAAUGAUUAACAUUGGUUUUAAUAAAUGAUGCUAAUCCACAUACA